AUGGACCCGGCUGCUCAGGCUGCGGCUGAAGCCACUGAGGAGGCGGGCCGCCAGUCCACGAUCGAGACAUGGACGCUCUAUGUGAUCGGCGUUGUCGUGACAAUCCUGAGGACUUACGCCAGAGCGAACGCCGUGGGCUUUCGGGAUUUCCGGGCUGACGAUUAUCUAGUGUGGGUUGCUAUCCUGUUCUACACCGUUCAGUCUACUUUGGCAUACAGCGUUGGCAGCGUCGCCCACGGCCUUGCCAACAAUGGCAUGCCUGAUGAGAAACGGGCGGCUUUGUCUCCCAACGAUCCAGAGUUUGAGUUGAGAAUCAUCGGCUCCAAGAUUCAAGUUGCCGGAUGGGCGACCUACUCUGCGCUCAUCUGGCUUCUAAAGCUGGCGAUGUUGGUCUUCUACCUACGCCUUACUGUGAGGAAUUGCCCGCCCCCCGCAUCAUCCUAUGCUCUAGCGCAACUGACGCUCCGGCAGCAAGGUUUGGGUCGACGAUACCGCAUCCGCAUAUGGAUUGGCUUCGGCCUCGUUCUUGCAACCUUUCUCGGCUCUAUCUGUGCUAUCUUCCUAGCUUGUAUCCCAUUCCACAAGUACUGGCAGAUCAGCCCAGAUCCUGGAAAUUCCUGCCAAGCCGCUGUCUCGUUGCCCAUCGUCUGGACGUCCUUUGCCGCAAACGUCUCCACCGACAUCUACUUGAUAUUGAUCCCCAUUCCUCUGUUAUGGGAGUCAACUCUACGCCUGGCCAAGAAGAUUGCGUCGACUGUCGUGCUAGGGGCCGGUAUUUUCGUCUUGGUCUGUGCGACCCUGAAGAGCGUUUUUGUUCUUGUGGACCCUGUCAACGGUGCCGAGCUUGCGGGAAAGUGGGGGACACGAGAGACCUUCGUUGCGGUAGUCACGACGAACCUUCCCAUGAUCUUCCCGCUUAUCAGAACGUGGAUGAAGUCCCUCUGGCCCAGCAUCUUAUACUACUCCAAGAAUUAUAAGAAGGCCUAUAAGACAUCGACCGGCCUCCGAACCACCGGCCGCGGAAGCGGGGACUCCCGAAGUCAAGAUCGUCGGACUGGCAACUCGCGGGUCCACACUGUUUCCUCCAACCCGAUCUUCACUGAAAGCGAAGAGCAGAUCAUUAUGAAUUACAGGUUACAAAACCUCAAAAGCCCUCUUUCCGCACUUCAUAGGAAACAACAGCCGAAAGGGAUAGUAGUAUCUAACGAGUUCGGGAUAGUCACCGAGGAUAGAACGUGUCAUAUAGGUCCAAAGCGCCCUGAGCGUGUGUAUGAAGCUUGGUAG
Molecule: messenger RNA, 1284 nt
Organism: Colletotrichum higginsianum IMI 349063
Lineage: Eukaryota; Fungi; Ascomycota; Sordariomycetes; Glomerellales; Glomerellaceae
Product: Kinesin-like protein
Exons: 5
Coding region: 1-1284 (427 amino acids)
Source: RefSeq, a predicted model, not a curated record